AUGGUCGACUCCCAUAAUACAGAGGCCGCCAAAGGCAAGCUACCAGUUGCAUGCAACUCUUUAUCAGCUAACAGUACCCAGUCUACAGCACAAGAAGCGCUUGAUUUUCUAAGACAAACAUGCUCUGCUUGCAGCGCCGCUCUGCAGCAGCCUUUGGCUGCCUCUCAUCAAGGACCCUCUUCCACCACUCUGCGUAGAGACUUCAUCUCUCUACUCACUCUGCUGUACACAUCGACGACGAAACUCGCGUUAACCCUUCGCCCGGGUGAGCCUGCGCACAGGGCGGCACUAGAGCCUUUGAGGGAUCUCGCGGCCAAUAUCUCGGCUCUUACUACUUGCUCAACACUAUUCGCUUGCUGUGGUACUACGCUUGCGAGCGAAGCUCGAUCAUUUGCAAAAAAUGUCUGCGAAGCUGUGGAGGUGCUUGCGGCUUCGUUCUUAGAGGGCGGGGAAGAUUACUUGGUACGCACGGGCGCGGUGCACGAUUUGAUCGAGAAAGCAAAGGGCGAUCUUUCGCAGGAUAAUUGCGCUGCCGUUCGGAGGAGGUGGGUCUCGGAUCGGGGGAUGCUGGAAGAUACGUAUGGAGAGGUUACAGCCAUGAUCACCGAUGCAGACGCUGGAGGGGAGGAUCCGGACAGGUAUGACUUUGACGAUGAUGAACUGGACGAGUUGGGAUUAGGAUCCAGUAAGAAGAUGUCGGUAGUCGAGCUGGAGCGGACAAAGAAGGUCCAGCCCCUACUGCGUUUCACCACUCUCCUGCACAAACGCGUGCAGAUCGAUAUACUCUCUCACAGGCCGGUUGACCUUGACAGUCCAGAUCGCUCAAAGGGCCUGGACAUUCUACCUGAUCAUUCACAUGCGUUGCUUCUUGCCUCUGAAGAGCUCGUUGCCGCACUGUAUGCCCCGCAGGAUCCAGCCACUUUAAGCUCUGCCAUCCCUCCGCUCGUGGAAUCCGUUCACAAAUUACGAGACACGCUCCUGGAGGGCGACCUACUACCUCCUGCGCAAGAUUCAGACCAAGCGCUAGCUACCGCGAUAUCUGUUUUGACUGUGGGGGGAGGAAGUUCAAAAGCUCAAGGGAAGAAGUCGACAGAUGUGCGGAAGUGGUUUGAGACAUGCUUCGAGCAGAUUGACAGGGUGUCAAAGAUACUGUAUGAUGACUUGCGGCAGGAGGAUCCGGGUACAAUAUGA
Molecule: messenger RNA, 1191 nt
Organism: Fibroporia radiculosa
Lineage: Eukaryota; Fungi; Basidiomycota; Agaricomycetes; Polyporales; Fibroporiaceae
Exons: 2
Coding region: 1-1191 (396 amino acids)
Biological process (GO): regulation of cell cycle
Cellular component (GO): nucleus
Source: RefSeq, a predicted model, not a curated record